AGGGCUGAAGAGGCAGGCAAGGCGGUGUUAUCCCUCGGUGCGCCCCCCCCCGAUUGGCAGGGCGCUUCUGGAGGGUGGCAGGGGGAUUGGAGAUCGCCUGGCUGUGCCGGUGAGGAGGGAAGCCCAGCAGGGAGCCCCCGCCCGCCGGCCCCGCCGCGCCGCUCGGGAAAUGGGGGAGGCGAGCCGGGGAGGGGGCGGCUGCCCCCUGUUCUGAGCCAGGACCGGAGGCAUCCGCAGGGUUGCCAACCCUCCCGGGCGGGGGCGCCUUCUGGGCAGGUGCAUGGAGGAGGGGCUUGAAGGACGCAGCCCCGCCGCCGCCGCCGCCGCCGGUGGGCAUCGGGCGCCAGACGCAGGAGAACUGGCCAGGGGACGGCGGCUGUCACUCCAGGAGGCGGCCAGCUAGAGCUCCCUUCAGCUGGGAGAGCAGAGGAGACUGUCAGACUGCAAUGACUGUUUUUCUUUAAAGGAACAGGAUUUCCUACAAAUUAUCAUAAGAGCCAUUUAUUCCUUUGCAGUGGCUUUUUGCCCCCUGUCCAAAACUUGGAACCUGCCAAGGCGCCUUGACAGUUAAGAAGGGGUCCUGCCGUGGUCCAGCAAGGAGGGGUGUUCCAGUGGGGACGAGGGACUCCCAAGAGGCCGGAGCUCUGGAUGGUGGAGGAUCUGGGGAUUGGGUCCCAGCAGGAGCUGUUGCUGGCCAGUUGGCCCAGCUGGGUCUGUGAGGCAUGCAAGGCCCUGACCGGUGGAGAAGGGCCCCCACAGCAGACACGUACUCAAUGGAUCAGGCAUGCAAGGAGACAGGUGACUCCGGGGGGCUUUGGACUGCAUGCCCGUCCACCCCCAACCCAUUCUGGACAGCUAUCUUCGACUACGAGGCUACGGCAGAGGAGGAGCUCACCCUGCGGAGGGGGGACCUGGUGGAGGUUCUGUCUAAGGACUCCACUGUCUCUGGGGACGAGGGCUGGUGGACUGGCAAACUUCAAGAGAAAGUCGGCAUCUUCCCAAGCAACUAUGUCACCAGCGACCCCGAGCACACCCAGAUCCAGAGCUCCCUGAACUGCCCUCCUCCCCUGGAGAUCUCCUUCCAGGAGCUGGCGCUGGAGGAGAUCAUCGGCGUGGGGGGCUUUGGGAAGGUCUACAAGGGGGUGUGGCGAGGGGAAGAGGUGGCAGUGAAAGCCACCCGCCAGGACCCCGACGAGGACACGGCUGUGACAGCGGAGAAUGUACGGCAGGAGGGUCGGCUCUUUGCCAUGCUGUGUCACCCCAACAUUAUUGCCCUGAAGGCUGUUUGCCUCAGCCCCCCCAACCUGUGCCUGGUCAUGGAGUAUGCCCGUGGUGGGGCACUCAACCGGGCCCUGGCAGGCAAGAAGGUGCCCCCCCAUGUGUUGGUUAACUGGGCUGUGCAGAUUGCUCGGGGCAUGAACUACCUCCACAAUGAGGCCAUCGUCCCUAUCAUCCACCGGGACCUCAAGUCCAUCAACAUUCUAAUCCUGGAGCGCAUCGAAAAUGACAACUUGAAUGGCCGGACCCUCAAGAUCACCGACUUUGGCCUGGCGCGUGAGUGGCACAAGACGACCAAGAUGAGCGCAGCGGGCACUUAUGCCUGGAUGGCACCCGAAGUCAUCAAACUCUCCCUCUUUUCCAAGAGCAGCGAUGUCUGGAGCUUUGGGGUGCUGCUGUGGGAACUGCUGACUGGCGAAGUGCCGUAUCGAGAGAUUGAUGCCCUUGCCGUGGCCUAUGGCGUGGCCAUGAACAAGCUGACGCUGCCAAUCCCCUCUACCUGCCCUGAACCCUUUGCCCACCUGCUGGAGGAGUGUUGGAGCCCAGACCCUCAUGCCCGGCCAGACUUUGGCUCCAUCCUGCAACAGCUGCUGGCCAUAGAGCAAUCGGCCAUGUUCCAAAUGCCUCUGGAGUCCUUCCACUCCUUGCAACAGGACUGGAAAGUGGAGAUUGCUGGCAUGUUCCAUGAUCUGCGCACCAAGGAGAAAGAGUUGCGGAGCCGGGAGGAGGAGCUGCUGCACGCGGCUCAGGAGCAGAAGAGUCAGGAGGCAGAGCUGCGCCGGCGCGAGCAGGAGCUGGCCGAGCGCGAAAUAGACAUUGUGGAGCGGGAGCUGAGCCUCAUCAUGACGCAGAUGGGCCGGGAGAAGCCGCGCGUCAAGAAGCGCAAGGGGCACUUCCGGUGCUCCCGCCUCAAGCUGCGUGACGGGAACUGCAUCAGCCUGCCCUCAGGGUUUGAGCACAAGAUCACGGUGCAGGCCUCACCCACCCUGGACCAGCGGAAGGGCCUAGGGGCGAAUGGAGCCAGUCCUCCUGGGAGCCCCAUUGUCAUCCCACGCCUGCGAGCCAUCCGCCUGACUCCCUUGGAUGGGAGCCGGACAUGGGGGCGCAACAGCUUGGUCAAGAAGGAAAACCUCAUGGGGAACAAGAAGAGAGGCCGGACGUGGGGGCCGAGUACCACCCUCCAUAAGGAGAGACUUGGCGGAGAGGAGAGGUUGAAGUCCCUGGCCGAGGGGAGCAAGCAGUGGUCAUGCAGCGCACCCAACCUGGGCAAAUCCCCCAAGCAUGUGCCCCUGGCGGUGGGCUUUGCCAGCCUCACGGAGAUGGAGGAGUACAUGGAGCCAGAGUGCAGCAGCAGCAGCCCCUGCUCCCCAUACCUCCCCCUCUCGCCACCAGGGACCGAGGCCCAUGCCAGCCGGCAUCCAUCACCGCUGCCACCUAGUGCAGAAGGGCGCAAGCGGGGCGUGGGCCCCUUACGCCGCCACCGCAGUGAGCUUGUCCUGCUGGGCUGUGCUUCUAUUUUGGCCUCCAUCGCGCUGGGCGCUGACCUGACUGAGCUGGCAGAAGGGCCGAGCCAGAGUGUCCCUUCAGGGGCCCCCAGCUCCAUCACCCUCCUGUCCCUCUCCUCCCUCUCUGACUGCAACUCCACCAAGUCCCUCCUGCCCUCGGACAGCGAUGAAGCCCCCGUGAAUGAGCCCAUUGGCCUCCCCGAGAGCCCCCCGCCACUUCGCCGCCACAACCCCCUGGUGGACGUCACCACCGAGAGCUUCAAGAAGGAUCCCCACCAGUCGCUCACCCCCACGCACGUCAGCGCCACGCAGACUGUCAGCCGAGGGCAUCGUCGAACGCCAUCCGACGGAGCCAUCCGCCAGGGCCCACAAGGCCCCGACUGCCGGGGCUCACAAGAAAUGCUGCCCUUUCCUCGUCCGCCAGAUGCCUCCUCGCUCCUCACUUCCCCAGCCCAGCACAAGGCCAUGGAACAACUCACCAUCAACGCCACACCGGUAGAGCGUCCUCAGACACAGGCCUUUGCACCCCGGCCUCGCCCAGCGCCAGGUCGGCACUGCAUCAACCCUUGGAAGCUCCUCUCGUUUGGCCGGACGCAGGGGGGCACCUCGUCUGCACCAGGGGAGACCACCAAGGGGGCUCCCCCGGAGUUCUUCCAGACGCUUCUGGACAUGGAUAUGGAAGGGCAGAACCGGGACAGCACCGUGCCCUUGUGUGGGGGGCAAACCUCCUGCUGUGGGCCAGAGACAGACGUAUCCCACUGAUGCAGCAACUCUCCUAGGACUGUGUCACACACACCCUGCCAGCUGGGUAGCUCAGGGAUAAAGCUGUGGAUCUCUGGGUCCCAGGAUGCAUUGCAAGAGGCAUAUGGACCAUGCAGGGCAUUGUAUUUAUUCAUUCUGGAGAUUCCCAUAUACUUACUGAGUCCAAGGGGAGCUCAUUUCCAAACAAUGUGACAGCCAGUAGGAGGUGCUAGGCCAACAGUGAGUGAGUGAGUGAGUGAGUGAGUGAGUGAGUGAGUGAGUGAGUGAGUGAGUGAGUGAGUGAGUGAGUGAGUGUGUGUGUGUGUGUGUGUGUGUGUGUGUGUGUGUGUGUGUGUGUGUGUGUGUGUGUGAGAGAGAGAGAGAGAGAGAGAGAGAGAGAGAGAGAGAGAGAGAGAGAGAGAGUGUUGUGCAGGCUCUUCCAGCCUGGUCUUCAUGAGUAAUGUCUGAUCCACACAUCUGUGAGACGUCUUGUUACUUUUUUUAAAAGUGUGCAUCAGAGAAGUAAAAUGUCUGCCUUCCUUUCUUCCCCCUCUGAAAAAAGCCAUAAUUCCACCCAACUCUGCCCCUGUGAUGAGGGGCAGGUGGGUUCAGGGUCUGCCUGGGCAGGCGCCAUCUCCAAUGCUCAAAGAUCUCAGGGUGGCAAAUGUACCUGGUUUAUCUCCCUUACAUGCACGCACACACAAACGCCUUAACCUCAUCACAACCCUGUGAAGUAGGCUAGGCCAACAAGAGAGUGGCUGCUCACCCAGCGACUGCCAUGGUUGGGAGGAAACUUGAAUUGGUGCCAUCCUGGCCCAGUCCCCCAGCCACUCUGCCACACUAGCUUCACACUGCAGGGGCUGGUGAGGAUUUCAGGCUUGCCCUCCCUCACCUGCUAAACUCCCCAGGGCCUUUGGUGAGGAACAUUUCAUUCUCGGCUCUUCCCAUUAGACAGAGACCCACAACAGAAGGAUUUGUUUGCUGUUGUAAACAUUGUCAUGACAAAGGACUCCUUCACAAUAUUAGUGCAGCCUCCGACACCUCUUCCUGCUCUCCCCACAUUUAAUUGCCUGCAGGCCUUGCUUCAGUAGUAGGAAGUGGCCUUGAUCUGAGCCAGAAUCUGUUUUCAAGACCCAGAACAAGGAGCGCUGUAAAAGGAAGAAAGUGUUUUUGCGCAGUUAUAAAUGGCUAUACCUUCAACCAGAUAAGCUUUGAGCCCUGAUACUUCUCCUUUUAGAAAUGAAGAUGGGGGGGGGGAUUAACACGCUCACAGCUGCACACAAUGAGGCAAGCCAAGGCUCCUGGGAUCUGUUCCCAGGGAGGUGAGAGGAUUUCUCCCCACCUCACCUGCUCCCAGGACUCUAGACAACCUGCAGCCUGGGCAGUGUGGCCUGGGCGUGUGGGGAGCACCAGGCUGCUCUCGCAGCUCUCUUUCUGUAUCCUGGCCACCCUAGGAGCAGCAAAAUCCUUGCAAAGUAUCUCUGGGGAAGCUGCGGGGGGGGGGGAAGACAGACACUUUGGCCGCAGCAAUAGUCUCUCUCACUCUCUUAGACGCACAGUUAAACCCUUCUGUAAUCCAAGUCCCAAAUCUCUUCAAUUUCCUCUCACGCAUCACACACACCAUCUCAGUGUAAUGGGGGAUCAACUACUACUGCCUGGCUCCGUGAGCACAAGACACCAGGGUGAAAA
Molecule: messenger RNA, 5213 nt
Organism: Rhineura floridana
Lineage: Eukaryota; Metazoa; Chordata; Lepidosauria; Squamata; Rhineuridae
Gene: MAP3K10
Product: mitogen-activated protein kinase kinase kinase 10
Exons: 11
Coding region: 723-3545 (940 amino acids)
Biological process (GO): protein phosphorylation; positive regulation of apoptotic process
Molecular function (GO): ATP binding; JUN kinase kinase kinase activity; protein binding
Source: RefSeq, a predicted model, not a curated record